UUUGGAACGUUCCUUCCGGUGAGCAUCCGGAUCGAUGGCAGAUUCCAAGUCGGGAUACAUCACUCAACGACGCAAGCAAACGUAUGCAGGUACGUAUGUAGAUACACACUUGGAAAGGAAUCUCGUGUUGCCAGAAAAGCGAUACAAUCGACAAGUCGCAGCACGCCACCACAAGGACUCGACACCCGUUAUCGGUCUAUGAACGGAGAAGUCUUACCAUCUCCCUCUUACCAUCUUUCUAUCGCCUGGCUCUCGACGGGGGAAAGGGAAGGAAGAAGUGGCGGGGCGAGCAGAACGCAUCGCAUUCAAGUCGCACGCGCGUGGAACACUCCGACCGGUUGAUUGUGGCCUGCGGUCGGCUUCAGUGGAUUCGAGAAUCGUACGAGAUGUGGUCGUAUCGUUCUGGUUGUUGAUCAUUUCUCGGCUCGCGCACGUCAUCGUCGCCGUCGUCGUCGUAUCAACGUCUCGUCGUCGUAAUGUGCUUAUGACGGAGUGAUGAAUGGCCGACGUCGCUGCAGUGUCAUGAGCAGAGUAGUGACAGUGUACGUCGUAUCCCCAAUGGACGAUGACGACUAACGUAGCAGCAGCAGCAGCAGCAGGACGAGUAGUAUCGCGCGAUGGUCAUUGAUUGCAGACGCGCAACCGAAAACAGUGUGCUUUGUGUGAUUAGUGCGUUUCUUUGUACACAUAUAUAACAAAUACAUCGUCGAGCAUUCUUGGAUUACAUGUCGUGGAAAGGAAUUCCUUGUUUCGAGGCAAGGAUAAUGUGAGAUCGCAGUUGCCUCAUGGGAUAAUUCCGGGAUAGAUGGCUACACGGGAGAGACGACCAAUCGCUCUAAUUUCACUACUGGCCGCACAGCUAUGUUAUCAUUCAAUCUGUGAUGCCGAAUAAAUACAUACCUAAGCGAGUAGUAUCGGUGAAAGUACGUCAAUAAAUGCAGCGCAUAUGCAUCUAUUUCAUGACGACCGGUCGUAGAACAUUUUUUCUCUGAAUGGUGGCAAGAAUCAUAACAGUCAUUAAUAGCGGUGGUUGGCAUUGGUAUUGAUUUCAUAAAUCAAGCAAUUAUAAUCCAACUAUCAUAACAUAGUGCCAUCCCAAAACAAAAGGGGUGAUUCGCCACUUCUCGUGUUGCGGCGAUGGUGGCAGCUGCCUCCUCUACGGCCACCGCCACUGCCAGUGUGGUGGCCAUGCAGGACCGUCAGGAUAUCCCCGCACAAUUCAAUCAGAUGCAGAAUCAACAUGGAAUAUCUCAUCAAUCAUACAGCGCGGGAUAUGGCCAAAGAGGACCAAUGGCAGGAAUGAGUCCAGUCGGGAUGAAUAAUUUUAACAACAUGAGUACAAUGAGCCCCAUGCACAGCAUGAGUUCCAUGAAUUCGAUGAACAGUAUGAAUGGGAUGAAUUCGAUAAAUCCUAUGACAAUUGGAGGUAUGAAUGGCAUGAAUGUCAUGAACGGAAUGACAUCUAUAAAUUCCAUGAAUAACAUGAACAACAUGGCCAUGAACAAUAUGAUGGGAUCUAACAAUAUGCAGAUGAACAAGAUGCAGGCUCAAUCGCAUCAAGGCUAUCCACGGAGACUAGCGCCUUAUCCAAAUCCGCCAAUGCAUUUGGCACAGAAACGACAACAAUUGUCGUACCCCAAUCAAAAUCUAGCGGCCAUGCAGCAAAGUUUCAACGGCAUGACGACACAGUAUCCGACCAAUUAUCCCGGCGGUGCAAGACCAAAUUUUCAACAGCAAUAUCCACCAGUGCAUAACAUGAAUUCUACGUCGAGUGGUUUCGGACCCAACGUGAUGAUACGAGGAACAAAUAUAAGACAAACAACGCCGGCUUACAGCACUGUAUCUCAAGCGGUCACAAAUCAGUAUGGUUACAGUAGUAACGGAGUGUCCGUUAUGCCCAUAAUCCCAUCCACGUCAGUCAGCAGUCAGCAGUUCAUCAGUCAUCAGCCCAACGCAGUAUAUGGCAGCGGUAAUACGUCAUAUGGUGCACCUGCCGUGGCGACUAGUCAAUAUCAGCAAGAUGUGGCAUCGAUGAGAUCCACAAGCAGCGGCAAUGUGAAUUACCAACAUAGUCCCAUCCCCGGUAAUCCAACGCCUCCAUUAACGCCCGCUACCAGUAUGCCGCCUUAUAUCAGCCCAAAUCCAGACAUCAAGUCUAAUUUCAAUGAAAUGAAGUCACCUGUCAAUAUUCAAAAUGAUGAAUUGCGGUUAACAUUCCCUGUGAAAGAUGGCACUAUACUUCCUCCCUUUCGUUUAGAACACAAUUUGGCUGUUAGCAAUCAUGUGUUUCAACUUAAGCCCACGGUGCAUCAAACGCUAAUGUGGCGAUCAGAUUUGGAGCUGCAACUUAAGUGUUUCCACCAUGAGGAUAGACAACUGAAUACAAAUUGGCCGAUGAGUGUGCAAGUUUCAGUAAACGCUACUCCUCUCAUAAUUGAUCGCGGCGAAAACAAAACUUCCCAUAAACCUCUCUACUUGAAAGAUGUCUGUCAAGCAGGAAGGAAUACAAUACAAAUUACUGUGGCGGCAUGCUGUUGUUCGCACUUAUUUAUACUACAACUGGUACAUCGACCAAGUCUACGUAGUGUACUUCAUGGAUUAUUACGUAAAAGACUGCUUGGAGCGGAGCAUUGUAUAACGAAAAUUAAAAGAAAUUUCAACAACACGUUGUCGAAUAAUGGUAUACAGUCGGAGAAGGAUGUAGUGGAACAAACAGCACUAAAGGUAUCCUUGAAAUGUCCUAUUACCUUUAAACGCAUCACACUGCCAGCUAGAGGACACGAUUGUAAACAUAUACAGUGCUUCGAUUUGGAAUCAUAUUUGCAAUUAAAUUGUGAACGGGGCAAUUGGAGAUGUCCGGUGUGUACAAAACCUGCGCAGUUGGAAGGUUUAGAGGUCGAUCAGUAUAUGUGGGGUAUUCUGAGUACGUUGAACAAUGCAGAACAUGUCGAAGAAGUAACGAUAGAUUCGGUUGCCAACUGGAAACCUGCGAAGAACUUUUCCGGGAUAAAGCCCGAGGAAGAAAACGAUUGCAAGAGAAUAACUAAAGCCAUGUCACCAGGUAGUAUGAACAUGCCGACAAUGAACAAUUGGGACAUAAAUCAGGCGAUGAGUCCAUAUAUACCACCAGACAUGAACAGCAUCGUGAGCGGCUCGAUGAUGAACAGCGCUUCUUCCACAUACGCGAAUAAUAGCAUAAACCAUCGGAACACGUCGGGCGGCACAUAUGAAGUAAAUACUGGCGCCAACACUAUUAGCAAUAAUGAUUACGCCAGCGCAACGGGUCCGCUUUCGCACUUAAAUGAAUCCGUUAACUCUUUAGAUCCUCUUAAUGCUAUGGAGAAGUCACUCAAUGAUCAGAUGCCUCAUACUCCGCAUACACCACAUACUCCGCAAUCGACUCCUCAUACACCGGGCGGAGGAGCAACUGGGCCGCCGAGUGUUCCGCCUGCAUCACAAGAAUCUACAGGGAAUCACAAUACCUCUAGCAACACGAGUACAGGUAUAAAUAAUGACGGCACGGCGGAUUUAUCAUCGGAUUUAAAUUUUGAUCCUACUGCGGUCAUGGAAGGAGAAAGUGCCGGACAAGAAGCAUUAAAUCUUUUGCCGGAUAAUGUGGAUGCGAUGGAACUCCUCUCAUAUCUCGAGCCACCGGAUCUCAACACUCCUCCCAGUAGUGGUGCUAGCAGCGACAACCCUUCUUCCAGCGAUGAUAUUUUAGCACUCUUCGAAUAA
Ooceraea biroi (clonal raider ant) is the source of this 3735-nucleotide messenger RNA. It is a transcript of the gene tna, whose product is annotated as Zinc finger MIZ domain-containing protein tonalli. Gene Ontology annotation, biological process: regulation of transcription by RNA polymerase II; protein sumoylation. Gene Ontology annotation, molecular function: SUMO ligase activity; zinc ion binding. NCBI's taxonomy places the organism in Eukaryota, Metazoa, Arthropoda, Insecta, Hymenoptera, Formicidae. The record is from RefSeq and is a predicted model, not a curated record. Gene Ontology annotation, cellular component: chromatin.